This is a messenger RNA of Lates calcarifer (barramundi perch), 1398 nucleotides long. RefSeq names its product transforming growth factor-beta-induced protein ig-h3. Lineage: Eukaryota; Metazoa; Chordata; Actinopteri; Centropomidae. The transcript has 7 exons. The record is from RefSeq and is a predicted model, not a curated record. The annotation marks the transcript as partial.
UCCCUGUGCAUCGAGAACGCCUGCAUCGCUGCUCAUGAUAAGACUGGACGCUACGCCUCCAUGUUCACUGUGGACAAAGUCCUCGCUCCACCAAUGGGAACCAUCAUGGACGUCCUGAAGGCCGACGGACCGCUUCAGGUGAGAACUGGAGUCAAGUUCACCUGCUGGAAAAAUAACAGCUUCUACAUCUCAGCAGGAGGGAAGAGAGACGGCAUUCCUCCUAAACCUCUGCUAACAGCCGUUGAGCUCGGAGUAAACAGAGGUGUAAGAAACAAACAAACCUUGUGUCUCCUCAGCCUCCUGGUUGGUGCUAUCCAGACAGCAGGUAUCACAGAGCUGCUGAACCAGCAGGGGGCGCUCACCUUCUUCGCUCCCACCAACGAUGCCUUCAACGCCCUGCCACGACCCGAGCUCAACAAGCUGCUGCGUAACCACCAGGAGCUGACAGGUGUGCUCAGGUAUCACCUAGGCGAGGGCAUGUUGGUCAGUGGAGGAGUCGGAUCUCACACCAGAGUCCAACCUCUGCAGGGAGAGAAGCUGGAGCUGGGUGUGCGUAACUACACCGUCUACGUCAACAAGGUUCCAGUGGCGGACGCAGACCUGAUGGCGACUAAUGGGGUUGUCCACGCCAUCAACAGCAUCAUCAGACCUCUGCCUCCGAAGGUGGAGAGGGAACAGGCUGAUGGACCUGCAGCUCCGCUCAGAUCAGCUGCCUCCUCCAGGGCGGACUCCAAGAGCUUCAGGAACGAUGAUCUUUUCCAGAAGGUGAUCAGGAGCCGCUCCAGCAGGACAAUGAACCAGAGUCAAUGAAGGCACUGCGGAGAGGAGACAGACAACAUCUGAGGAACCAAAGAAGAAGAGAAGCAGGAAGUUCUCACCCUGAAGGGUCAAAGGUCACAAAUUUGAAUGGAGAAAUCCUCUUGAGAUUCUCUCACUGCUGCUGUUUUUUACUGAAGCUUUAAAAUCCAGUCUGUGAAAGGCAUUCUGGGAAAUGUAGGAAACCACUAACUGAACCAAACUAUAAAAAACUAACUUCACUCAGAGAGAUAAACAGUGUGAGAGGAUCUGAGGAGGUUUUUCUUCUUAAGUUCAUGAAGAGAAGAAGAUGAAAUAUUGUUUAUGAAGUUUUUUAACUGAUUUUUUUUUUUUUUUUUUUUACCAAAACCAAUGUUUUAUUUUCUGUGUACUGUAAAAAAAGAAACAACUAGUUUUGACCAAAUGUCACUUUCUGAGUCCAAAGUUUGAAGUUUCACAUGUAAAACUUUUGUAAAGUUUGUUUUUUACUCUGUGGUCCUGCAGCAUGUCGCAGGUUAGAGCUCAAACUAAAGUGACCUGAAGAGUUUUCUUUGUGUUUUUUUGUAAAAUAAAGUUGAGAAAUGAGUUCCAGUGAAAACACAA